This is a messenger RNA of Polypterus senegalus (gray bichir), 1776 nucleotides long. RefSeq lists its product as uncharacterized. Gene Ontology annotation, biological process: regulation of transcription by RNA polymerase II. The coding region runs from base 1 to 1776 and encodes 591 amino acids. The transcript is spliced from 15 exons. Gene Ontology annotation, cellular component: nucleus. Gene Ontology annotation, molecular function: DNA binding; DNA-binding transcription factor activity, RNA polymerase II-specific. The record is from RefSeq and is a predicted model, not a curated record. NCBI's taxonomy places the organism in Eukaryota, Metazoa, Chordata, Cladistia, Polypteriformes, Polypteridae.
AUGAAGAAGACCGAGAUCUCGCUGAUAGAUGAACCUCGUAUACUGCUAAACCGGUUAAGAGAUAAUUACAUCCUUCCAGAAGACAAGUAUCAGGGCAUACUUAAUACCACAGGGAGAAAGGAGAAAAUCAUCACUAUUUAUACAUUUUUGUGUUGGUUGAUAGACAAAAACCCAAAGAAAGUCCAUCGCUUCUGGGAAUUAGUACUUAAAGAGGAAGUUGUGAGAUUUUACCCCCAACUGGCAAAACUUAAAAACAAACUUUUAGAAUCUUUUAAAGAUGACUGCAAUCGGAACACACGUGCAGGAAAUGAAGAAACAAAUUCGACGUCAGGUAUUAAUGGUAUCCCUAAUGAUCAGCUGCUGGUCUUUUUUCAUGAGAAGAAAUCUGAUAUCUCGUUGAUGGAUGAACCUCACAUACUGCUAAACCAGAUAAGAGACCAUUUGUUUAUCUCAGAAGACAUGUAUCAGGAUAUAAUUAAUACCACAACUAAAAUAACGAGAGUUGAAGCCAUUUAUGAGUCCUUAGAUACACUGGAAAGAACACAAGCAAAGAAGAUCCGUCAUUUCUGGGAAGCACUAUUUGAGGAUGCUAUUGUGCGAUAUUACCCAAAACUCCAAAACCUUAAGGACGAGCUUUUGGAAGGUGGCAACAUUUCAAAAGCAAAUACAAGUUUUCCUGAAGAAAGGGAGAUAACAGGAAGCAGCUUUUUAGAAGCAGAUACAAGUAUUAUGAACAACAUGGAGAUGACAGAUGUGAUACUCAUUGACAGUGGUGAAGAAUCAAGCAAGAGUGACCAUUCUAAUUCCUCUGAUCCAGUUUUUUUAAUCGUUGACAGUGAUGAAGAAGCGAGCAGCAGCGGCCAUUUCAAUUCAUAUUCUCCAGAACCACCAGUUUUACGGAAAUACUCUGACUCCGUGACUCCUAACAUUAGUAAGCAAUCGCUAGGAUCUUCAGCAGCGAAAAGUGUCAAAUAUAAACCCUUAGUUAUUGAUAGUUAUGAAGAAGAAAGCUUCAUUUGCUGUUCCUCCCCAAUGGAUCAAGAAUAUAUACCUUCAUGGCAAAAGUCUGACUCUGUGAUUCCUUUUGUUGCAGAUAUUCAGACAGUUGAAGAAGUAGGCAACAGUGAAAAUGAUGAUGACCUUAAGGAACAAGGUGAACAUUUUUGUCAAGUGUCUGACUCGGAGACUCCUGCCAUUGGCAAGCGGUCACUACGAUCUUCUGCAAUGAAAAGUUCCACGUAUAAAUGUUCAGAUCUUCAUGUUAAAGAAAUACAAGAUAGUGCACAACUCGGACAUAAUUCAGACAUAAUUCAUAAACUCUUAAUGAGUGACGAGAUUCCUGUCAUCUGUGGUAACACAAAAGGAGUCCUCAACAAAAAUAUGAUGGCCACUAAAGGCUCACCCUGCAUAUUUUCGCAUAAUAAAUGGAUGUUUUGCUCUGAAUUUGAAAUACUAUCUGGAUGUGAAAGGUUCAAACACUGGAAGAAAAGCAUCUUCAUCGAUAUGGAUGAGCUAAAGAAAAAAUUGGGAGGAACAUUUGAUGACCUGGAUGAACGCCUAAGGAUAUCACUGGAUGACGUGAUUAAGCAUGAGGGGGUACCGGCAGCUGAUUCAGGUUGCACAGGUGGUCCAGCUCCUCUAGGAUGGUACAUCCAAACAUGCUGUUGCAAAAAGGUUUGCUGUGACUCCCAGUACAUUCUCAAGAACAUGGAGGAGAUUCCAGGCUGUUACACGAGGACAGCUGGCCAGGGCUAUAAAAAGGCACCAAACCAGUAG